AUGGAGGACAUUGACGUGGACUUUCAUCGCAAGGGAGUGUUGGUGUUGCAGGCGUUGAUCGCUCUGAAUGAGGCUACUUUUGGUGGGAAAGAACAUGUCCACAUCAGAGUGCACUUGCCUCAACAAGAAGAACACAAAAAAAUUAUCAAAGAAGUAAUAGUACACGACCACGGAGGGGGCGGCGGCCAUGGAGGGGGAGGCGGGGGAUUCGGAGGCGGAUACGGCGGCGGCGGUGGCUUCGGGGGUGGGGGAGGUGACCACCACCACCACGACAUAGGCGGCGGCUUCGGCGGAGGCGGAGGCUUCGGAGGUGGAUUUGGAGGAGGCCACGAUGACCACCUCGGAGGUGGUGGAGGCUACGGAGGUGGUGGAGGCUACGGAGGUGGUGGAGGCUUCGGAGGUGGAUUUGGGGGCGGCGGAUUGGGCGGAGGCCACGACGACCACCACGGUGGUGGUGGUGGUGGUGGUUUCGGAGGCGGAUUUGGAGGCGGCGGAUUUGGCGGAGGCCACGAUGAUCACCAUGGAGGUGGCGGAUUCGGCGGUGGAUUUGGAGGCGGCGGUGGAUACGGUGGUGGCGGUGGCCACGGAGGCGUAGAGCACACUAUUGUAAUCAAAGGAGGUGGCGGAGGUGGUUAUGGAGGCGGUGGGGGUUAUGGGGGCGGUGGCGGUUAUGGAGGCGGUGGCGGAGACCACCAUGAUCAUCACGGAGGGGGUGGCUUCGGAGGCGGCGGUGGUUUCGGAGGUGGUGGAGGCCACGGGGGCGGCGUUCAAAUCAUUAAGCUGCAUGGAGGAGAUCCAUUGCCAAGUGGAGGCGGUGGUGGUGGAUACGGCGGAGGCGGUGGAUUCGGAGGCGGCCACGACGAUCACCACGGCGGGGGCGGUGGAGGAUUUGGAGGUGGCUUCGGUGGCGGCGGCGGCGGUUUCGGAGGUGGUCACGACGACCAUCAUGGCGGCGGAGGUGGUGGCGGCUAUGGCGGCGGCGGCUUUGGAGGCGGUCACGACGAUCACCACGGCGGCGGCGGUGGCGGAUUUGGCGGAGGAGGAGGAUUCGGGGGCGGUUUUGGCGGCGGCCACGACGACCAUCACGGCGGUGGGGGCGGCGGUGGAUAUGGCGGCGGAGGAGGUUUCGGCGGUGGUAUAGGAGGCCACGACGAUCACCAUGGAGGAGGUGGUUUCGGAGGUGGUGGAUUUGGAGGUGGUGGCAUCGGAGGCGGCCACGACGACCACCACGGCGGCGGUAGCUACGGCGGAGGAGGUGGAGGUGGAUUUGGAGGAGGACACAGCGGCCAUGGAGGUGGCGGGACCGGAGUUAUAACCAUUGUGGAACAAGGCGGCGGUGGUGGAGGAUAUGGCGGCGGCGGCGGUCAUGGGGGUGGUUUCGGAGGCGGCGGCGGUGGCGGCCAUGGAGGUGGUUAUGGGGGAGGUGGCGGUGGAGGUUACGGCGGCGGUGGUCACGGUGGCCAUGGCGGUUGGGACUAA
Molecule: messenger RNA, 1479 nt
Organism: Anoplophora glabripennis (Asian longhorned beetle)
Lineage: Eukaryota; Metazoa; Arthropoda; Insecta; Coleoptera; Cerambycidae
Product: glycine-rich cell wall structural protein-like
Exons: 4
Coding region: 1-1479 (492 amino acids)
Source: RefSeq, a predicted model, not a curated record